Messenger RNA from Paramuricea clavata, 2793 nucleotides. The record is from the annotation of a GenBank genome assembly. NCBI's taxonomy places the organism in Eukaryota, Metazoa, Cnidaria, Anthozoa, Malacalcyonacea, Plexauridae.
AUGGAAUAUCGUGCGAUGAAAGUUUCUGGACGAAAGUUUGUGUCGAAAGCUUUCUUGAAAUCAACAAGAACAACUAUAACGGUUGAACUAUUCCCAUGGAUGGAGCUUUUUCCAUGUGUGUAACAUAGUACAGUGUGAGUUGUAUAUAUUUGAGCUAGGCACAGUUUUCAAUUGAUUAGGAUUAAGGUAACUGCACUACUUGAAAUGAACUGUUCAUAACUCUAGUUAUUGGAUCAGCAGGGAUGCUCACGUUCUCCUUCAGAAGCCAAUUCAGGAUAGUACUUAGAGUGAUUUUUAGUGAAGUGAUGUAGUUUCAUUGGGAAACAGUUUUGGAGGCAAACUUUCCUAACAAUAACUUAAAAGACACUUUUCCAAACUAUUUUAGCUUGUUUUUUUUUCUUGAAAUAUUUAGCAAUGUUUGAUACGCAAAUUUCCUCCCUAUGAAGACAAAUUGCAUAAUGGCUUUCUUAAAAAACUUUGACAUACAAUAUACAUUUGCAGUAUGUUGACAUGAUACUGAACAUAUGAACGGUUACAUGAUUUCGAAUAUGACGCAAGAUAAACCAAGAUACAGAAGUUUUUUCAGAUAAUUUGCAUCAGCAUAUAUCAAUAACUCGAUCAAUAAUUACUGUUACAUAUCUCAAGAACGAAGCAAGUUAAGAUACUUUGGCAAAGUAUCUUAUCUGGUCAAUUUGAAUUUCCUUUACAAUACAAUCAUAAAAAGAUGGUGUGAAAUUUCAUUGCAUACGCACUUUAGAAAGCGAACUGCAAGAUAACUUAAUUACUCUAAUAUUUGGUAUAUAGUCCUGAGUAUUAAGCCCUGGGCAAACUAGGAAACAUUGUUGUACAUGGAAACAUUUGUGAUUUUGUUUCCUCAAAUGUUUCCCUGUUUGCCCACCCGUGGAAGUUAACAUUGUUGCGGAAACAAAAUUUGCUUCCCGAGAAGCAAAAAUGUUUCCUACCAAAUUCAGAAACCCCAAACGGUAAAUAACAUACUAACACUCGACGUCGCGCGACGAAAUUCAUCCUUUCCCUUCCUUACAGAACAGAUAUAUCUUACAAGAAGAGACUGCAGUCUCUUAACAUUCUCCCAAUCUGCUACUGGCAAGAAUACCUCAAGAAUUUUAGUUUACAUCAAAUCCUUAAUAUUUAAAUACUAUACUUCGACCUUCUGGAACAUAUUUACAACCCGGACAACCCAAGAACAUUUAAGUCAGUGCAUGUGCGCCAAAUGCCACUGACUCCACUCGUCCUCUCGCUAGUUUAUCAGUAAGAACAUGACAGUUAGCCGAAGCCAAUAGUCGUGUAAAUGUAUUGUUAGUAUGUAUUCGGGAACCCGUUAUUGGAGAUUAUCUCAGACUCAGUCCCUGCCUGUUCUGUAUAUGUAACAUAAUAUUAUGUAAUAUUGUGUAAUUGUUUAGUGGUAUUUAUGUUUGUGUGUGUGGCAAAUCUUGUAAAAUAAAAUAAAUGUUUCCUAUAUAUAUAUAUAGUGCUUGCCCAAUCUGCAUGGGAAACACGGCGAAACAUUGGCAGGAAACAAUGUUUCCGCAACAAUGUUUCCUAGUUUGCCCAGGGCUUUAAACUGCAUGCAAAGAAAUACCAACGAAAACCACUAUCGUUGUCUGUUACGAAGGUCAUCAUAUGAACCCGGUUGGCUAUCUGAGAGCUCUGUUUUCAAUUUAGGUUAGUUUGGACCACCUCCGCGGUUGACGUUUAAUUGAGGUUUUGACUAGCAUAUUUAUGUUCAUUUCUUUCAAUAGACGCUAUUUUUCAUAUUAUGCAGUUCUGAACCUUUUUACCAUCAACCUUACUUCAAUCAGUCAAGUUUGUGUGCACACAGAAAAAAUAAAUAAAUUUGUUAAAAUUUAUCUAAGUUCUUUGUAUGUUUGCAUAGCGAUAAAACAUAUAAUAGUUUUGUUUGUGGAAACACCACGUAAAUUUAUUACUGCAAAGCUUUCGAUCCGUAAGCCAGCGGAUCUUCAUCAGUGCUAAUAAUAUGUGUCAUAUAUAUAAUAUGUGUCAUAUAUAUAGACAUAUUAUUAGCAUUGAUGAAGAUCCGGGCUUACGGAUCGAAAGCUUUGCAGUAAUAAAUUUACGUGGUGUUUCCACAAACAAAACUAUUAUAUUUCUCUCCCAGUACUUUCUGGCGUGCCGCAAGGUUCAAUACUUGGUCCUUUACUGUUUGUUAUUUACGUGAACGAUCUUCCGCAGGAAACAUAUACAUCGUCUAUUGCUUUGUAUGCUGAUGAUACUAAAUGCUAUCGUCCAGUUAGAUCACAUAAGGAUGAACAAUAUCUUCAAAAAGACCUUGAUGGUAUUAACAAUUGGUGUGAAUUGUGGCGGAUGGAUCUGAAUCAGUCGAAAUGUGAAGUUCUUUCGGUGACCAGAAAUCUGAAGCUAGUGCCGUCGAGCUACCACCUUAAGUACGACACUCCCAACAAGAGAAUCAAUGCCCAGAAAGAUCUUGGAGUGAUCAUCACAUCCGAUUUGAAAUGGAACCAGCACGUGUCCAUGGUAUGUGCCAAAGCAAACAAAAUGCUCGGCUUCAUUAAAAGAUCAUCAAUGGACAUUAGCAACGAGAAAACCCGCCUUGCGCUUUACAAGACAAUGGUGCGAAGCCAGAUGGCAUAUUGCACACAAAUUUGGUCACCACAGUCGGUAUCACUUAUCCUUCAAGUAGAAAACGUCCAACGUCGCGCCACCAGAUACAUUUUAUCACUGCCAUUCUUGUCAGGAGUAUCAUACAAAAUAGACUUGUCAAAAGUGGUUUACUACAUUAACAUACUGGCAUGA